AUGCCUACCACACCUCCCUCAGCGGACAGAAAAGAAUGGAAAUGCAGCUUCGUCCUAAGAAGUAGACCCGCACUUGUUCUUGUUGCUCUCGUGAUCCUCGGAUCACUCAUUGCGGUGACUGUCACUGUCGCUAUGAGAUCAAACGAUGCGGUGACGGAUCUUCCAUCCAAGAUUCGAAAUAUUGAUUCCGACUUGAACACGGAAGUGACGAGCUCCAUAGAACGAUCAAAAGACUCUUUCGAUACCAAUUCUACGUUUACGUUGGCCACUGCGAGCCACAGCCGAGUAGAUGAUAUUAUUGACCUGGAUACGGCACGACCGCCGGUUGAAGUCGACUUGCUCGGGUUACUGGCCGAAUCUUUCAAACCAAUCGUGAAUACUACACGGUAUCCGUCGAGUUCGUCAUCCCAAAAAUACCACCAGACUGCAGCGUUGAGCGCAUCGACAACAACGGGGUCACAACAGAUGAGUUCAGCCCUCACGAGCUUGACUUCUAGUUCCGGCAAGGCUGAGGCAGGCAAACCCUGGAUGUACCAAACAUCGGAAAAAGCCCAGCAGACCAGUCAUGCAUCUAUCGACAUCAAUGGCCCUCGGAAGCGAGAGAUUAACCCAGAGUCAGACGUGGCCCUUUCCUUGCUUGAUCCUGUGUCCAAUUUAGUCGCCGAUGUUGCUGGACUGAAGACAGAGCUUUCUGCAGCAUUGACUGAUGCUAUGCUGGCUGUGCUCCCCGUUGAUCCUGAUGCAAUCACCUCUAUUGUUUCGUCAGUUGCGGAGCAGACUUCUGUUUCAGCUGAAGAGGUUAUUCCAUAUAUUCUUCCUGCGCUCUCAAGAGCAUGGGGAACUCCUGCAAAUGCUCCCACACCAAGCAGACCACCGCCGCGGAGCCUGAACGAAACCCUCAAGAGCGUGAUCGCUCAAGGAUCAAUCGUCGUCAACCAAAUCGUAACUGCCUCAGCGUUGAUUGAAGCCCCGAUAAUGGGGGACGUCUUGAACCAGGUUGCAGACAUUAUGUAUGCGGUGGCGUACUAUUUCAAGGAAGCUAUUUGCGCUGUUGGCCGAAACGACAAUGCUAUUCUUCGGCUGGAAGCUCUCAUUCCGUGCAAGUCGGCAAGCAUUGGCUCUGCGUCAGGAAACAUACUCACGCUCAACCCAUUCAACAGAACAUCUCAAGAUUCUGCUCUGGCCACGGCGAGUUGGAACAUCAUACCUUCAGCAAACCCCAGUGUCUACGACAUACUAUCUAAUGUAUUGCCUUCAGCCUAUUCACCUGCCCCGGAGCCUACAGUCAUGGAGAGCGUCUCAACUACCUGCACAAGCUCAUCGCAGCCUUCCAUUGUUGAACAAAGUGUUACCUGUGCAACGGAGACAUCAUCCAGUUCAGUUACAAUCACUGCUACUAGUGAGCCAUGUCUGACUCCGACAAUGCCUAUGACGCCAGAACCGAGUCCAAAGACAGGACCUUGUCCAGAGAGGGGGUACCACUGCAGUGACUGUUUAAAUGGAUGGUUUUGCCCUCCACAAGAGACACCUCCUCAAGCUGUACCUUGUGGCUUAGGAUGGCCGUGUUUCCACUGUACUGGUGGCUACUUUUGUUCAUCGACUGCUUCAUCUGUACCAACUUCAUGCGCCUCAGGUACUUCUGGCACGUCGACACCUCCAGAUAGCACUGAAGCAGCGAGCAUCAGCUGCUCGGCUCCAACUGCGAGCGCUGAGCACACACGAAGUUUCGGCGUUGCCGUUCCCGGCUGGAUUUAUUUGGGAUGCUUCCAAGAUGCCAUUUCACGAACGCUCGUUGGAUCGACGCCCGUGGAUUAUUUACGGGGCCAAAUGUCCAACUUGACAUGUAUCAAUCACUGCAAUGCCAGUGGCUACUCCUUUGCCGGCACUGAAUACGGCUCCGAAUGCUGGUGUGGUUCAUCUAUCCAAGACAAGGCUGUUCGCUUGCCAGAGAGUUCAUGCGAUGUGCCAUGUCAAUAUUCGGGAGACGAAUUCUGCGGUGGAUCUUGGGCGAUUUCUGUAUUCAGAUGCUCAGAAGUCGUUGAUGAAGCAGCAUCUGGUGGAGCAUCAGUGCAAUCUUCAAGCCCCUUACCGGCCGUUACCAGUCCACCACGAUAUCAACAAACCGUACCGCUAUAUGCGAUGUCACACGCAACUUCCGAGUCGUCUUUACCUGGACGUGUGAGUGAGGGCGUACAAACGUCGUCGUUAACCACACGGGGACCAGUGGCGCAACUAUUGGCAGAGGCAAGACAUUCGUAG
Molecule: messenger RNA, 2259 nt
Organism: Pochonia chlamydosporia 170
Lineage: Eukaryota; Fungi; Ascomycota; Sordariomycetes; Hypocreales; Clavicipitaceae
Product: beta-xylosidase
Exons: 2
Coding region: 1-2259 (752 amino acids)
Source: RefSeq, a predicted model, not a curated record